AUGGCUGCGCGUUUCCCCUCACCCUUCUUUUGGUCUCUGCCCCGUUACAACACCCCCAAAGCGCAGUCCCACACGAGCGUACGGAGGCAUAGACGCUUCCUCGUACUUGUCGACAACUUGCUUGCCCUCGCUUCGUACUUCGCCGCAGCUUCAGCAGCAACCAACUCGUUGCCGUUCAUGUUACCCAAGCUCCACUUGGAUGGCGCGCUCAACAAGCGCACCUUCAACGUGCAGGAGCGGAUGUCAGAGGAGAGACAACCAGGGAUGUACUCCCCCCGUGUGGCAUCCAGUCAGCCAACGAAAGGCUUAGGCGUCCCUUCGCAGAUAGACAGCGCCACCUCGGCCCAUUCAUCCUCCUCAUCGUUUAGUGCGCCAGCCCAUACCGGGCCGUUGUCGUCGCCGCACCCGCCCCCGCACGAAAUCUCUCUCCUGGAGGAUGGGGCAGUGGGCAUCUCCGACCCGGAAAUGGCAGCCAUUCUCGCUGCCAAGUCGCGCCACAGCUCGGGUGAGCGCUCUCCACCGUUGGACAGACUCGGCAGCAUCGGCGGUGGGAUGGGUCCAGGAGGCUACUCACAUCCGAGCAAGCGCCGCGCCGCACCCUUCGCGACGUUGGUCGAUCAUCAGCAGGCGCGACAAGUCGUACCUCAACACGCCAAGGACGGCGACGUUACAGCUGGGAAAGCCUCAGACUUAGAAAGAGACGAAGAUGGUCGUGUCUCUGAAGGUGCCUCCCCUGUGCCAAGGGUGGCCUCUACCCAUCCUCGAAUGGUGAAGUGUCGAGCGACCUCUCCAUCUACGUCCUCGCGCGCCUCAGGCAGGUCCACCUCUGCAGUCGUAGAGGCUAGUCUUGGGGCCACGAGCUCGUCUGCGCCGACACCAAGCGCCAUCUCUAUCAUGACGGCCGAGGAGUUGUACAUACUCGGUAAGCCGUUUCAAGCCUACAUGAGCACUCUCUCUACACGACCCUCAUCAGGAGACACACCGGCGACACCCACAUCCACGAGCGGCAGUGGUGCCCCCGCUGCCAAAGCCACCGUCGCGUCUGGUACGCACAUCACAACAGUUUUUCGCCAUAACCCCUCGCAGUACAUUUCUGCUCUUGCCAACCAAGGCGACUUUGUCGCGGUGGGUGACCGCACCGGGCGUGUCGUAGUGAUGCGCCAGCGCGCGAUGGCGGCUGGACCACGUCGCACUCUUCUCGACAUCAUCCAACGCAGCGGAGAGGCCGAAGAGAGCGAGGCUGCCAAGCGUCACUCCUCGAGCGCGUCCUCAGCCUCAUCGCCGUCCUCCACACCUCGCCAUGCUACCACCCUCAAUCACGUGCGCGACCCGUACGACUUCUACGUCGCCCAGCAGGCCUACGUGCCUGUGAUCGAUACACUGAGCAGCGUUGAGGUGUCGCCGACGGUGAUGGCACUGGCGUUCCUGCCGCAGUCCGGCCCCACAACCUACCUCCUCACGGCGAACGAGAAGGUGCCGAAGCUCUACAAGAUUAUGUCUGUACGGGAGUCGGCCAAUCCCUUCCGUGCGGUAGACAAGAUCGGUACCAAGUCGAUUGGCCCACUGACCGCGAGCUCACGCAUGUCUACGGUGACCAUGAAGCCAGUUUCUCGCUACGCUAUGAACCACGAGUACAACAUUAACUCCAUCUGCCCCAUCGCGUACAGCGAUCAGUUCGCGACCGCCGACGACGCCACGGUGUUACUGUGGUGUACCGAGUACCCCGACACGUCGAUUGAGACCCACGACUUGCGUUCCCCCUACGAAGACGGCCCACGCGAGACGAUUCGCACUCUCCGAAACUUCCCUCACGAGCCGUUUCUUUUCUUUGUCGCCACCUCCGGUGGCAGCGUGCGUGUCGUCGAUACGCGACAGACACUUCGGUGGGCCGGUCAGGCGGCGCAGGCGUUUGUAAACCCACCGCGUGAGGAAGACGGGCCCUUCAGUAACGUUACGAACAGCGUCUGCGACUGCGCCCUCAGUCCCUCUGGGCGGUACAUUGCCGGUCGCGACUUCAUGUCCGUCUGCUUGUGGGAUAUCCGAAUGGCUGGCAACGGUGGCGCGCGCAACACGCCAGCAAGCCCGCGUCGGCAGCCCCCAGCUGCGCGAGGCGGCGAUGGGAGCUCCGAGUGCAGCAUGGUGCGACGCUGGGCCCUGCACCCGCACCUAUGCGACGACCUCGACACCAUCUACCAGUCGAACCUCCUCUUUGACAAGUUCGAUGUGCAAUUUCUGUCGAGUCGGCAGGUUUGUACCGGGGGCUUCAACAACACCCUCUAUGCAAUGGACGUGGAGAGCAUCAGCGCCGACACCGCCAGCGACAUUCGCACCUUUCAGUUACUAAAGACAGACGGCAUUUCCGAAUUUCGCCGCACCACCGUAUCGGCGCACCGACUUGGCGAGGACCGCAUCAGCACUGAGCAAGGCCUUGGCUCACGCAUGACGCUCAUGUCGCGGCCAUGCAUGUCCAUGAGUGGGACGUGCGGGAUGAUGGUGGCGUGCGGGCAGGCGGUGCUGCAGUUCAGCUACAACGGGUUACCGAAGUGA
Molecule: messenger RNA, 2547 nt
Organism: Leishmania braziliensis MHOM/BR/75/M2904
Lineage: Eukaryota; Euglenozoa; Kinetoplastea; Trypanosomatida; Trypanosomatidae
Product: putative protein phosphatase 2A regulatory subunit
Exons: 1
Coding region: 1-2547 (848 amino acids)
Biological process (GO): peptidyl-serine dephosphorylation
Cellular component (GO): protein phosphatase type 2A complex; cytosol
Molecular function (GO): protein binding; protein phosphatase regulator activity
Source: RefSeq, a predicted model, not a curated record